Molecule: messenger RNA, 6014 nt
Organism: Micromonas pusilla CCMP1545
Lineage: Eukaryota; Viridiplantae; Chlorophyta; Mamiellophyceae; Mamiellales; Mamiellaceae
Gene: SSIIIC
Product: soluble starch synthase
Exons: 2
Coding region: 1-5805 (1934 amino acids)
Molecular function (GO): alpha-1,4-glucan glucosyltransferase (UDP-glucose donor) activity; starch binding
Source: RefSeq, a predicted model, not a curated record
AUGGCCGCGUCGUCGAUGGCGAGCGCGAGCGCGCGCGCCGGGUUUGGCGCGGACGGCGCGUCCGCGCGUCGCGCGUCCACCCCGGGCGCGCGCGCGCGAUCGCCGUCGCCCAUCUCCACGUCGCGUCGCGACCGCGCGGGCGCGCCGAGCGGCGCCCCGGUCCCAGCCGCGCGAAACCCGUCGAUUCGACGAAAACACGCAUCGAAUCGGCCCCCGAGCCUCCUGAUCGCUCGCGCGGACGGCGACGGCGCCGCCGCGAAGAAGGACGAGGACAUCAUGCGCAACGUCGCCGCGCGCGUCAAGGCGGCGCGCGAGCUCGCGAAGCGGCUCGCCGCGGAGGAAGAGGGCGAGGCGGAUGCGCGCGGCGGCGUCUUGGGCGAAGGAUUAUCCGGCGACGGCGGCGGGUUCACCGGGUCGCAGUACAUCGAGACCGAGCACGGCGGCGACGUCGACGCCGCGGCCGCCGCGCUGAACAAGUUCGCGUCCGACGCCGCGGUCGAGGCGCAGGCGGCGGAGGAGGAAGCGAACGCCUUCGCCGCGCGCGCGGUCACGGAGAUGGACGAGGCGGUGACGAGGAUUCGCCAAGAAGCCGCCAAACGCGUCGCGAGCGCGGAACGCGAGCGAGAUAAGACGCGCGAGAGCGCGAAAAAGGCGAUCGCGGAGGCGAACCAGCGCGCGUCGCAGCUCGAGGAGACGCUCCGGCUGGUGAAGACGGAGACGGACGCGAAGAUCCGCGCGGAGAAGCUCGCGCAGGCGCGUUCUGCUACCACACUGGACUUUGCCCGGCGACUCUCUCCGCCCAGGGUCCCUCGCUUUCAAUCCCCGCACUCAACGCCUUUCAACUCCGCUUCUGACGCCUUUCAACUCCACCCCGAUAUCAUCGCUCGUAUGGAUCCCGCGCAGGCGGAGCUCGAGCAAGAGAUGGAAAAGACGGAUGAUUUCGCGUCGAGGACGGAGGAGGAGGCGCGGAUCAAGAUCCAGGUCGCGGAAGAGACCGCGCGGCGCGUCAUCGCGGAGGCGGAGCAAGCGCGGAAUACGCUUCUGCGCGAGCUGAACGAGACGAAGCAGGAGAGCGCGGCGGCGGUUCAAAAGGCGAAGCAGAAGGCGUCGGACGACGUCGCCGCCGCGAAGGCCAAGCUCGAGGACGAAGUUCAGAGGCGCGUGCGCGACGUCGAGGACGCGUACAAGAGCAUCGUGAAAGCCGCGGAGGACAAGGCGAGGGCGAGCGAGAACGAGCUGGAGAAGGCGCAGGAGGCGGCGGAGAUGACGGUGGAGGAGGCAAAGGAGGCGGCGAACGAGGAGCUCAAGGCGGGUCUCGCCGCCGCGGAGGAAGCGCUCGCGGCGGCGGAGGAAGUCGCCGCGAUCGAGAUCAAGGCUGCCGUGGACGCCGCGGACGCGCUCAUCGCGAAGAAGGAGCAGGAGCUCGCGGAGCAGAAGAAGAAGGAGAUCAACGAGAUCAAGCAGAAGACGGCGAAGAUGCUAGAGCUCGCCAAGGCGGAAACCACGGUGCUCGUCGAGGAAGCGAGGGCCAAGGCGCUGCAGGACGUCCGCGAGGCGAAAGCGGUCGCGGCGGAGCAGAUCGAUCAGGCGAAGAACGAAGCGGAGAACGAGAUGCGGAAAGCGGAGAGCAUCGCCGCGGCGAAGGACGCGGUCGCGGCGGCGGUGGAGCAGUCGCAAAAGGACGUCGCGAGCGCCGAGGGCAAGGCGACGAAGCUCGAGGCGGAGAUCGAGAAAGUGCGCGAGGCGGCCGCGAAGCAGAUCAAAGAGCUCGAGGAGGACAUGAAGCAACAGGUGGAGACGGUGAAGCGCGAGACGCGAGAGCAGAGCGAGAAGGAGGUGCAGAGGGCGCUCGCGAAGCAGAAGGAGGCGGAGGAGAGAGUCGAGCUCGCCGUCGCCGACGCGAAUAAAAAAGCCGACCGCGCCGUCAAAGCCGCGGAGACGAGAGCGGAGGAGGAGAUCACCGAGGCGGUGCGCGUGAGCGCGGAGCAGAUCGAGGCCGCGGAGUUGGACGCGACGAAGAGGGUCCUCGAGGCGGAGAACAGCGCGCGCGCGCAGCUGGAGAACGCGAACAAGCUCGCCGCGGAGGAAAAGAAGAAGAUUGAAAAAGAACGCGACGAGAAGGUAGCCGCCGCGGAGAAGGCGACCAAGGAGAUGAAGAAGAUGAAGAAACGGCUCGAUCUGAUCGAAGAAGACGCGAAGCGCGUGGAGGAGAUGGAGGACCGCGUCGAGGAGGCGGAGAAAGAAUCGACGCGCGCGAGGACGGAGGCGAGCGAUCACGAGAGCGCGAGAAUCGACGCGGAGUCCGCGGCGGUGGAAGCCGAGGCCAAGAUGGAAGCCGCGGUCGAAGCGCUGGAGAUCGCCGAGGCCGAGCGCGACGCCGCGAACAAGGCGGCGAAGCAAGAGGCGUCGCUCCUGGAGGGCGCGGUGAAGGCUGCGCGGCAAGAGGCGGACGCCGCCGCCGCGCAGGCGCUCCUCGCGGCGAAGGAGGAGCACGAUAAAAACGCGGAAAUCGCCGCCGCCGCGCUCAUGGAGACGAAAGAUUCCCUCCGACGCGCGGAGAACGAUCUCGCGGAGGCGCGCGCGACGCACGAGGCGGCCGCCGAGGAAGCUGCCGAGCUCUUGCGAAUCGCGCGGCAGGACGCGGAAGAAGCGCGCGCGGACGCGGACGCCGCGCGAGCGGAGGCGGAGGAGGAGAAGAACCGCCUGAGCGAAAACGCGGACAUGGAGACGCUCGUGCUCUUCGAGAAGAGAGUCGCGGAGGUCACCGCGGAGAUCGAAACGCGCGUCGACGACGCGAACCACCGAGCGGAGAUUGCCGAGAACGACCUCGCGGCGGCGAACUUCAAGAUCGACGGCCUGAGAGCCGAGCUCGGCGUCGCGCAGACGGAGCUCGCGAGCUUGGAGCAGACGGAUCGCCGCACGACGCUGGACGACGAGAACAUCCGCGCGCAGAUCGCGGCGAUGCAAAUCAAGAUCGAACGCCGCGACGAAGAGAUCAAGAAGCUUCAGGCGCUCCUCGGGAUCGUCCCGAAGCUGGAGAAACCCCCAGAGGAGCUCGGACAGGAGAGCAUCAUCCAACGCGCCGAGGCGAGAAUCUCGGGCCAGACGUCCAUGCCGACGGCGGAGGAGGAGGUGGACCCGGAGACGCUCGAGAAGCGGCAAGAGCUGGAGCGGCUCCUCGCCGAGCUGACGAUGCUCAAGGGAGAGCAAGCGCAGACGCCCGCGCAGGCGGCGCGGGCGGCGAUGGAGCUCACGGGGAUGGCGCCGCCCGCCGCGCCCGCCGCGCCGCCCCAAGCGGCGGGCGGGAUCUCGAUGCCGACGCCGCUCGCGCCGGGCGCGCAGCAGGCGGUCGCGAUCGAGCCCGCGAUGAUCGAGCCCUCUGUCGCGUCGCCGGGGGAUGCGGGCGCGUUCGUCCCGACGUCCACGACGGUCGUCGUGGACGAGAACGCGAUCAACCAGGCGUAUUGGGACGCGUACAACGAGACGUUGGAGCAGCGGAAGCGGCAACGGAGGGUCGACGCGGAGGCGUGGGCGGCGGGGCAAACGUCCGUCGUCUCGAGCAACCUCGCGAACGUGUACCACUGGAUCGGCGGGAACCCGCGCGAGGGCGACAACGCGAUGAUUUACAACCGGAAAGACAACGGGCUGAGCGAGGGCGGGCAGCUGUUUUUGCACUUGGGGUACAACGGGUGGCAGGGCGAGCCGAGGCAGGUGGACAUGCGGCCGCUGCCGCACGACCACCCGUCGCGGCAGGAGCUGGGGCUGGACGACAACUCCGGGGACUGGUGGAUCGCGGAGCCCGUGUACGUGGGCGCGGAGUCGAGGGUGCUCGACUUCGUCUUCAGCGACGGCGAAGGGAAGUACGACAACGCCGGCGGAAGCGAUUACCACACGCCGUGCGGCGACGGCGAAACCGUGGACCCGGUGGCGGAGCGCGUGCGACAGCUCGAGGAGGAGAACGCGGAGCAGGACGAGAUCAUCGCGCAAAAGGCGGGGCGGCGGGCGCAGCGGCAGACGCGCGCGCGGCAGGGGUUCAAGACGCAGGGCGCCAAGGACCCGAAGACGGCGUCGGUGCUGACGGACCCUGCAGUCCCAGUUGCGGGGCAGCCGCUCAAAAUUUUCUACCGUUACGAGAAGGACGACCGUGAUCACCCGCUGCACGACGUCCACGAGGUGUUCGUGCAGGGGGGCUGGAACCGAUGGUCGCACGCUCAGUCGUUCGGUCCGGUCAAGAUGGAGUGGUCGGACGACCCGCCGGGCGGGACGCCGACGCUCCCCGCGCUCGAGGCGACGGUGACGGCGCCCACGGACGCGCACGUGAUGGAUUUUUUCUUCCACAACGGCCGGAACGGCCGCGAGGCGAAAUACGACAGCAACCACUCGCUCGAUUACCACAUAAACACGAAGGGCGCGAGAGGGAGCAACCCGAAGCUGCGGAUCGUGCACGUCGCCGUGGAGAUGGCGCCGAUCGCCAAGGUUGGCGGCAUGGGCGACGUCGUCACCGCGCUCUGCCGCGCCAUCAUGGAGAAGGGGCACUCCGUCGAGGUGAUCCUACCCAAGUACGACUGCAUGGAUCACAACCAGAUUGAAAACUUGAAGCAGACGGAGCAGUUCGAGUUCAAGGGUGUCGUUCUGUACGUGUGGAGGGGCGAGGUGGAGGAGGUGCCCGUCGUGUUUUUGCAACCCGACAACGGCAACUUCGACGUCGGGUGCAUCUACGGCCGCGGCGACGACCACGUGCGCUUCGAGUUUUUCUCGCAGUGCGCGCUGCACUGGUUGAAGCACAGCAUGGACAAGCCCGACGUCGUGCACGCGCACGAUUGGUCGACCGCGCCGGUCAUCUUCGCGCGCCGCGCGCUCCUGCCGCCGACGGCGGCGACGGUGAUCACGAUCCACAACCUCGAGUUUGGCCAAGACCUCCUCGGUCGCGCGUUGGAGCGAUGCACGUUCGCGACGACCGUCUCGCCGACGUACUCGCGAGAGAUCGCGGACCACAACGCGAUCAAGGACAACAAAGAGAAGCUCGUGGGCAUCCGCAACGGCAUCGACGUCGAGAUCUGGGACCCGAGCUCGGACGUGUUACUCUCGCAGUGGUUCGACGCGGGGACGUGGGAAUCGGGAAAACAGGCGGCGAAGACGCAACUCGCGCAGCGGCUCUCGAUGAACCUCCCGCAGCCCGGGACGCCCGUCGUCGGCGUCGUCGCGCGCCUCACGCAGCAGAAGGGCGUGCACCUGAUCAAGCACGCGGCGAAGCGCACGCUCGAGCAGGGCGGGCAGUUCGUCCUGCUGGGGUCCUCCCCGGACGGCAACGUGCAAAACGACUUCAACAACCUCGCGAACGAGUUCAACCAAAAGCACCCGGGGCAAUCCGGCUUCGUCUUCGCGUUCGACGAGCCGUUGUCGCACCUCAUCUACGCCGCCUCCGACAUGAUCCUCGUGCCGUCCAUGUUCGAGCCUUGCGGGCUCACGCAGUUGAUCGCGAUGCGGUACGGCACCGUGCCGGUGGUGCGACGCACGGGCGGGUUGCGAGACACGGUGUUCGACGUCGACGAGGACGUGGACCGCGCGAGAAUGGAGGAGACGGAACCCAACGGGUACGCGUUCGACGGCGCGCAAGCGCACGACAUCGACGCCGCGUUGGAUCGCGCGAUGAUGACGUACAGCAGCGAUUACGGGCGGUGGAAGCUGCUGGUGAACACGAUCAUGCGGCAGGACUGGGGGUGGAACGGGCCGGCGGAGACGUACGUGGAGCACUACUGGCAGGCGAAGAAGAAGCACCUGACGAAUCCGAACGUGAACGAUUGAUUUUGAUCGAGACGUUGAUGAGAUGAACGAGAACGGCGCGGACGAAGUUCGCGCGGGGUGUGGGUUCGACGGUGGAACGACGAUGAAGGGAAGAGAGGCGAGAGGAGGAGGUGAUAGAGUGAUUCAUUCAUUUUACGUUUUGAGGCGGCGCGAGGCUUGUAAUAUGAGAACGGCCGCGGUGUACACAGGAAGGAGCUCUUUCUUUCAUC